This is a messenger RNA of Alosa sapidissima (American shad), 1983 nucleotides long. It is a transcript of the gene pinx1, whose product is annotated as PIN2 (TERF1) interacting telomerase inhibitor 1. Gene Ontology annotation, cellular component: nucleolus. The coding region runs from base 64 to 1425 and encodes 453 amino acids. The record is from RefSeq and is a predicted model, not a curated record. The transcript is spliced from 8 exons. Gene Ontology annotation, biological process: regulation of ribosome biogenesis. Gene Ontology annotation, molecular function: telomerase inhibitor activity; nucleic acid binding. NCBI's taxonomy places the organism in Eukaryota, Metazoa, Chordata, Actinopteri, Clupeiformes, Clupeidae.
AUUUCUAUACAGGCAAAGCCAAGGCACCGUCGUGAAUCGCCUCAUGUGUUCAAGGACCUCAAGAUGGCCAUGCUGGCAGAACCCCGCAGAAAGCAGAAAUGGUCUGUGGAUCCUAGGAACAGCGCCUGGAGUAAGGAUGACUCUAAAUUCGGCCAGAAGAUGCUGGAGCGAAUGGGCUGGUCCAAGGGCAAGGGAUUGGGGAAAACCGAGCAGGGAGCUACAGAGCACAUCAAGGUGAAAGUAAAAAACAACAGCCUUGGCCUGGGCACUAGUACCAGUAAUGAGGAUAAUUGGAUUGCACAUCAGGACGAUUUCAAUCAGCUUCUGGCAGAUCUCAACAACUGCCAUGGCCAGGACACCACCAACGAACCUGCACAGGAGGACAAACAGGAGAACUUCAGCCUGGAGCAGAAGUCCAAGUCUUCCAGGAAGAGGGUACACUACAUGAAGUUCACUAAAGGAAAAGACCUAUCCAGUCGCAGUGAAACUGACCUGGCAUGCAUCUUUGGGAAGAGGUCAAAGCCAUCAAGAGACCAAGAUGAGAUCAAAGCCAGCAGUGUUUGUUUGGGCCCUGGGAGCAGAUCAGGCCUCUGGCCCCUUCCUGUUCUCCUCUUCAUCUUCAAGGACAGUAGUGGUCAAGACUCACAGGAGGAGGUGGAGAAGGAAAGCAAGGCAGUGGAACCAGAAGCGGUGACCAGUAGCAAACCCGAGGAGCCCGAGUCCAACACGGUCACCAGCACUCUGACCAUGCAGGAGUACUUUGCCCAGCGCAUGGCUCAGCUGAAGAAGGCUCGCGCAGGAGCGGCGGUCCAGUCCACUACGCCGAGUCCAACUGACGGCGGAACCAACGGCCUCCACACACCCACACCCUCUACCUCUGAGACCCCAGUGGACAGCCCCAACAUCAGCGACACGGAGCAGCAGACGAAGAAGAAAAAGAGGAAGAAAAAGAGGGAGAACGAUGAACAGAGCGUUGGAGUUGGAGGUGUGGAAGCUAUGGAGACUGUUGUCGUUGCUUCUGAGGAGACUACGGAGCAAAACCACUCCUCUUCCUCUGAGAGGAAAAAGAAGAAGAAGAAGAUGCGAAACACAGAAAAGGAAGAGGAGGAGAUGGCCGUAGAGGAGUGUGCCACACCUGCACCUGUGCAGGAGGACUCUGAGGUGACCGAGAACAUCUCCACAGAGAAGAAGAAGAAGAAGAAGAAACAGGAGCAGGAGCAGGAAGUGGAGGCGGAGGUUGUGGAGGCAGACCAGGGGAACAGUCAGGGCAGUGGAGAGACCAAAGCGGAGGAGACGGGCGGUAAAACUAAGAAAAAGAAAAGGAAGAGAGAGGACAAGGAGGAGCCGCAAGAGGAGGAAGUGCUCGCAGUUGAACAGAAAAAGUCUAAAAAGGACAAAAAAAAGAGAAAGAAAGAUCUUGACUAGGGAUGCUGGCCUAGAAAUGUCUUUCCUAACAUUCAAGUAAAUGUGGUUUCUCUUCUACAUCCCAUCAGAGAGCCUUGAAAAGAACCUUGAGGUCUUCAGAUAGGGUUGCAAUGAAUUCAUGAAUUUACUUUGGCUUUGCAGCCCAUUAUUUUCAAUGGACAAGGAUGGACCUCUUAAUUGUAAUUGUAACUUGAGUGAUAACAUUUAGUUACAUUUGACUGUAUAAUUGCCCCAGUUGCCAGUUGUUUGACUCCCCAGUGUUUUCAUCAUUAAUCCAUUGUAUUUCUCCUCUCAGAAUGCCACUGCUUUAUUUAUAACCUGUUUGUGACUAUACAAGAAAGACUGGACAGGAUUCCACCAUCAUUUAAACCUCUUAAUCUGUUUUUUAUUGUCUGACAGUUGUAAUUAUUACAGCUGACUUUGUAAAUUACUCCAAUUUGGAGACCAACUCUCCUAUGAAAUCUUUGCUAUUAAUGCCCCAUCCACUUCAACCAAAUGACUACCAUGUAGCCUGUAUGGUGAUCUGUUGAACUUGACUUAAUAAAGAUUUUAGUGGCG